GUUGUUAAUAUGUUUUCGAAUGUAAAGUAAAAAUCAUGUAAUAAAUGUGAUGAUAAAAUGAAAAAGAAAUGAAGCAAAAACAGAAAGAAGAUAAUAUCGCAAAUUAGUGUCGGAUAUCGAUUAUCUCUCGGUACAGCGGAUAUUGCGAUAAAAAAAGGUAAAAAUUGUUAGAAAAAAGGGGAAAGUGGAUAAUUACGUGAGAAAAAUGAAAACCGUCUGAACUGGCAACAUACGAUUAAACUAAAAAAAUUUGGAAGUUUUUUGAUGUUCAGAAUAUUGCAAAUAUGGCGGUAUAGAUUCAUAUUGCACGUAUACCUAUACUAUGCAUACAAUAAUUGACGACUUGCAAUGUUAAAACGAGUGAGAAAAAAAUAUCUUGUAAAUACAAAUUGUCGCGAUGAUCAAUAUUACUUGUUUUGCAUUAAGUUGCUAAUAAUUAUUGCUCUGAAGUUCUCGCAUCAUGUGUUAAAUACACAUUAAUACAUGUGAUACGUAAAUGUCUGGUGGUGCGAUAGCUUUUUCUUUGAUAAGGAAUAAUUGACAUACGCGAUCGUUAUGACUCGUAUUUUCGCUAUAUUCAGUGUUAUUAAUAACUCCGAAAUGAAUCGAACGAUAAUUAUACACCCGCCAAAGAAUAGACUAUCCAUAAUCCGAUUUCAAAUUCUUUCGCAAUUAGUUUACUCAUUUUAUAGAUUGUUUGCUUUUGCUAUUCUCAAUUAUUCAUCAUUCCAACGUACGACAGCUGUUUCGCGAUUCGCGAAAGCUUAUCUGCAUAACUAUAUUGUAGAUGUUGUUUUCAUUUACACCGAAACGGACGAACAAUAUGAUAGCCGGUAUAACGACACAAGUAUGAAGAAAUAAUAGAAUAAAAUAAAAACAACAUUUAUAAGUCUACAGGAAUUUUACUAUCUCAUGGGGUGACUAUGCUCACGAUCGAAUGGAUUUUGCGUUGAGCAAUGUGGAUAAGCUUCGAAUAAAGAAAAAGGGGGCACGUUUUAAUCGUCGAUAAAAGAAAGGAGAGGCCUUCGUGGGUCAGUAGCACAGUAGUAAUAAAUAUUGGUGCACGGUAUUGACGGAUUAUUUCUGCAUCUAGGCAACGUGUGUAGCGCGUAACCUAUAUGUAUACUAUAUGGUACAUACAUAAUAGUACGUACCCGUUUGAAAAGAGGUUUUAUAAAUAAGAGACGGCAUAGGCUGUUCUAUUGAAGAAAAUUACGAAUAGAAAUUCAUCGCGGUUUACGGAAUAUAACCGCGGCCGACUACGUUCAUGCAGUUGCAUUCGCUGUUGAAUUUUUUCACCCAGAUAUCAAGCGGCGCAUUUACGUAACCCGUAUAAGAGAACAGAGCUCCCUAUAGCAUAUUUCUACGUCCGUAAGCCGCAAAUACGACGGCGACGACGACAAUUCCGAAGCGGCUCGGGGAUGCCGAUUUUUAAAUCUCCUCCGAUCCACCGGUAUCUGAAAGAAUAUAUACUGGCCUGUCUCAUCGCCAACACUUCCGUUCUCGGACCUGCGAUGGGAUUGGGAUACAGUGCGAUCGCUUUGGGUCCUCUGGUCGCACCUGACAGCGAAAUAAAAAUCACAUUUAACGAACAGUCUUGGAUCGCUAGCAUAACGGCGAUCACUACACCGAUCGGUUGCAUUUUAUCCAGCUUUUUUAUGCGUCGUGGAAGACGUUUUGGAAUAAUCGGAACAUCUUUGACAUCGGCUAUAGGAUGGUUGGUUGUAUAUUUUUCCUAUGACGUCAGCCAACUUCUAAUCGGUAGGGCGAUCUGCGGAGUUGCUAUCGGACUCGCGUCCGUACCCACGACAGUUUACGCCGCUGAAAUAUCGUCGCCAAAAUUGAGAGGAUACGUCGUCACCUGGACGAGCGUUUCCAUCGCUUUUGGUGUCCUCGUCGUUUAUAUCUUCGGAUAUUUUUUCCAGAAAGAUUGGCGUUUGGUAGCACUUUUGUGCGGUUUAUUUCCAAUAACUUCGUUGAUCCUGGUAAUAUUGAAACUUCCGGAAUCUCCGGUGUGGCUUCGUUCUGCCGGUCGUUUAAUGGAGGCAGAAAAAUCUCUUAGAAGAUUAAACGGCAUCAAUAAUUCCAAUUUAGAAACGCCGUCCGAUCUCCUAUUAGAAUUAUCUCCAUUGUCUAAAGAGAUUAUAAAUGACACAGAAGGAUUAGGUAAGAGAUUGAGAUCGCGAGGUGGUAUAUUUAGUCCUUUGAAUAUAAAGCCACUUUUGAUAAUGGUUGGUUAUUUCUUUUUCCAACAAUUCUCGGGAACAUUUGUAGUGAUAUAUUACGCCGUAGAUUUUACCUUAGAGGCCGGUGUUUCCAUCGACGGUCAUAUCGCGGCGAUAUUAAUCGGUCUAACAAGAUUAAUAGGUACGAUGUUAGUUUCUUACAUAUCCCGUAAAUUCGGUCGUAGAAUUCCUUCCAUUAUUUCCGGCGUUGGUAUGACAAUUUUCAUGAGUAUAUUAUCCAUAUACGUGUGGUCAGAUUACGCCGGUAAUAAAAUAAACGACAACGGUAUCAUUCCGGUGAUAUCGAUUUUGAUGUACAUAUUUUCAAGUGCAUUAGGUUUUUUGGUACUUCCAUUCGCGAUGAUAGGUGAAAUAUUCCCUGCAAAAGUGAAAGAUAUUUUUUCUGGUUUAACGACAUGUUUAGCAUAUAUAUUUAGUUUUGCCAUAUUAAAAAUAUAUCCAGACAUGUUACAUGGUUUCGGUAAACACGGUGUAUUCUUAUUUUACGCAAUCAUAUCGUUCAUCGGUACAGUAUUCGUUAUACUACUGUUACCCGAAACGAAAGGUAAAUCUUUAAAAGAUAUCGAAGAACUAUUCGUUAAAAAAAAUCGUAGCAUCAUUGAAAAAAAUAAUAAGAAUCUCAUUAUAGAAACCGAAGAAAUUAUUGACAGUAAAAAUCGUAAUACGAUUGCAAUAAAUUCUCGAAAUUAGGAUAGUUUAAUAUUUCAAAGUUCCUAUAUAUUUAAUUUCAUCAUUGUUCUUUUAUUCUGAUUUUUUUACUCUCACCUCCUCCCGCCAUUUUUCCUCAUGGUAAUAAUUUAAAUAUAAAUACGUAUAUUUUUUACUUUAUAAGUAUUAUUGUAUUAUGGAAAAUAAAUGAAAGAAAAAGAAAAUUUUUCCCAUACAAGUAAAAAAUAAUCACGU
Messenger RNA from Athalia rosae (coleseed sawfly), 3149 nucleotides. Its product is annotated as facilitated trehalose transporter Tret1-like. The record is from RefSeq and is a predicted model, not a curated record. The transcript has 4 exons. The coding region runs from base 1422 to 2936 and encodes 504 amino acids. Gene Ontology annotation, biological process: transmembrane transport. Gene Ontology annotation, molecular function: transmembrane transporter activity. Gene Ontology annotation, cellular component: membrane. NCBI's taxonomy places the organism in Eukaryota, Metazoa, Arthropoda, Insecta, Hymenoptera, Athaliidae.